AAGGAAAGCUUUAUCGAAAAAGUGGAACGAGGCAGAAAGGGGCUGCAACGACGGAAAGAACUGCAGUUCGAGGAAAUCGUCGAUCAAGGUACCCGAACGAAGAUGAAUUAAUCAGAAGCUCGCGAUAUCGAAAACACGUAGAGGAGAGUAUCGAAGAAAUUGAUGGUGGCGCAGGCGCGGGGAACGUGGCGCGCAGCAAGAGCCGCAUUUUCACGAGCAGUUGGCCUAAAGGCGUCGCAGAUCGAGCACGCGAAACACGAGUCGCCCAGUAUCGGUCGAAAGACACGAGGUUUCGCGUGACGUCGCUAUCCCAACUUGCAGAUAAGUGUUUUCGAAAUACCAAAAACUUAUUUCGCUUGGACCGGAUUGACGAUAAAUAAAUUCCGAAAAUAAUCGACUACCGAUUUGAAUAUCAUCGAAAUGCUCGCGGAAACAAUUUGACCGCUCGCGUAAGCUACGACGUACGAUGAUUUUCGCUGGUGAGCGGAACGUAUGAAAUUUUCUGGAAGGUCGAAGGAAGCCACGAUCAAUCGUCCAUGGAUAGGACCAGCCUGCGCGAUACGUGAAAUUUGGUCACGGUGAAGUAUUUCGAACAGGACGCGAAACGUGACGCGAAACGUGACUCGACUCGAAGUAACGAGAUCGCGCAAGUCCCAGGGUUCGACCAACUUUCCCAGACACACUGACGUGGUACAUCGUGCCGCUGACAAGCAAGCGAGCAAGCAAUGUACGCCUCUCGAUCUUCCUACGACGUGGAAUCGAUUCAAAAAUAAAUAGAAUAAAUAGAAACACGUGUCGUCGAGAAGAAUCUAAAAUCCAAGUUCGGAACAAACUUGAAAUACUUGAAAUACCAGCGGAAAACGUUUCCUGCCAGUAAUACAACAAGCAACGCAUCGAAAGAGAUUUAGCGGUCGUAUUUAUCGAUAGACGAAGACCGUAUAUAGAACUUAGAACUUUAAAGACGUCCAUCUCGGCCUGAUCUACGAAUUAUCCGUUGAUCUAUCCAAACCGAGAAACAACUGUUCGUCCGAGAUAUUCACCGGUCAAUGAAUCGAACGAAUCUCUGCAUUGCCAACAGAAGUCCGACCAAGUUCGACCAAACUCGAUCGCUGGAACGAUGAACAACCGGGGAUUUAGCAUCGAAAAAACGUGCACAAUCCGGCCAGUUUACACCGUAUAAAUUGUCUGCCAGCUAAAACACGAAGGACAGGAGUAAUCUUCGGGAAAAGAAAAUGCUUCGAAUUUGCAUGUAUUAUCGAAGCGAUGCGUACGACAAUCGAUUUCGGUGAUUUCACUGAAGUAAGAGGAUGUCGGAAAACUUUGUUAUCGCGCCUUUUACAUGUUUCUGAGAAUGGGAAAACAAGAUCGAGAGAAAAAUGUCGAUCGAAGUGAGAGGGGGUCGACCAACAAUGCCAACGAUUCCACAAUCCAAGAGACCAACAAUUCUAGUUUAUCCAACAGUAACUCCAGAGAGUAUCAUCAUCCCAAUAGUAUCAUGCAUACUCGGAUUUCCAUUGUUGGCUCUAAUGGUCAUCUGUUGUUUAAGAAGAAGAGCAAAGCUCGCCAGAGAGCGAGCACGAAGAAGGAAUUGUGAUCUAGAUCACGGAGCACUCAGUCUCGUUCGUUUUAGUCCUGUCCACCGUUUAGCAUCGAAAGAGGAUUUAGCUGGAAUUGAUCGUCCAACGAGAACAGUAUCGUUACGAAGCGAUCGAGGAUCUAGAGCUUUUCCAUCACUGGAACUAGACACUGUCGUUGAAGAACGAUCGGAUCCUGAACAGAGCACUGCACUGGAACUUAGUAGCCCAGAUUAGCAUCCAGUUUUGGUACCGCCUAGGUCUCCACGACCAUCUAAAUCGGCGGUACCAUUAUCCGUGGAUCAUAGCCCUCUAUGGACAGCAUUAACACACGCUAACGCUGUAUCCUCUGCUCUUGGUGAUACCUAGCAGGAAGUGGAAGAGGGCGGCUACAUCGAAGCUCUCGUACUCGACUUACCCAUAAUCUAUUAGGAGAUUUAUAAGAUAUAUAUGUAUUACGACGAAUUAGUAUAUGAGAUCGUGAACAAUAAUGAAACUGAUCGUAAGGAGAUCUUCGAUACAAAACAAUUUGAAGUCUGUCAUUAUAUGGAAUAUCGAUCUUUACAAGCAAGUUUUGCACUCGUAUAUAAAAUUAAUGACUAAAUUUUAUACUGUCAAACUGUACAAGAUUCUAUGAACAUGCCGCUUUUUAUAUCAUGAAAAACUUAUAACGGGGCAACAAACGCUACAUCGUU
Messenger RNA from Bombus huntii, 2269 nucleotides. RefSeq lists its product as uncharacterized. Lineage: Eukaryota; Metazoa; Arthropoda; Insecta; Hymenoptera; Apidae. The transcript has 7 exons. The coding region runs from base 1377 to 1811 and encodes 144 amino acids. The record is from RefSeq and is a predicted model, not a curated record.